This is a messenger RNA of Suillus fuscotomentosus, 1032 nucleotides long. Its product is annotated as 3-oxo-5-alpha-steroid 4-dehydrogenase-domain-containing protein. The transcript is spliced from 2 exons. The record is from RefSeq and is a predicted model, not a curated record. Bases 7 to 864 code for a protein of 285 amino acids. Gene Ontology annotation, molecular function: oxidoreductase activity, acting on the CH-CH group of donors. Gene Ontology annotation, biological process: lipid metabolic process. NCBI's taxonomy places the organism in Eukaryota, Fungi, Basidiomycota, Agaricomycetes, Boletales, Suillaceae.
GACGACAUGCAGUCCGAAUUCUUAUAUGAUACGGCAAGAAGAUGGUUCUUCCUCAUACCUCCCAUCUUUGGUCCACUUCAAUUUUUCAUCGAUGCCCCGUUCGGAAGGUUCGCUCCAUCCAAUGACAGCAUCCUCGUUUUGGAUGGAAUCAAGUCCUGGAUUAUUAUGGAGUUAUUCUCUCCCAUUAGCUUCAUCACCGUACUAUAUCGCGGGCCCUGGGCGGCAUCAUUGUCUGCGAUGUCCGCCCCCCAGGUCAUCCUCACUAGCCUGUUCAUUAUCCAUUACCUGAACCGUGCAGUAAUUUCCCCUCUGCGAACACCAUCUCGCUCGAAGUCGCACAUCGCUAUGCCCCUCUUCGCUAUUAUAUUCAACAUUGUGAAUGGUGCUCUGAUGGGUACCUACCUUGCAUCUCCCACUGCAUCUGCAUUUCUGGCGGGGGCCUUCUCUCGCCCAUCCUUCUGGGCUGGAACAAUACUCUGGGCGUUUGGCUUUAUGGGAAACAUUUUACACGAUGAAGUACUUCUCAAUAUCCGCCGUAAAUCUAAAGCGAAAGGCAAACGCAACGAGAACAAACUCGGAAAGGAACACUAUGCCAUCCCCCAUGGCUACCUCUACCGAUAUAUCUCAUAUCCAAACUACUUCUGCGAGUGGUUAGAAUGGUUUGGCUAUGCAUUAGCCGCUGCACCAUUGCCUGCUUUCAUAUCGCUUACAGAAACGAUGAGAACAGUCCAGCCCCCUUGGUUGUUCUUCUGGGCAGAAGUUUGGUUCAUGAUUUCUCGGGCAUACAGGGGCCAUCAAUGGUAUCACAAGAAUUUCCCUGAGUACCCCAAGGAGAGGAAAGCUGUUGUGCCGUUUAUCUUUUAGGCUGCCGGGUGUAACACAGGGGUUCCAAGGACAGCUAUCAAUGUUACAAGUUCUCAUAUCAUGAUAAUCCUGUUUCACUACCAACUUUCCAUGAUGCUACUAGUACUCAUAUGAGUGUGCAAUCUAUCAUUCAAUCGUUUCAUCACAUCAAACAAAAACAAUAAAACA